AUGAGUGUAUCCUUAUGGCAGGAUCUGGUGUUUGAAGUAGGACUCUUAGGAAAGAUAAAGCAUUACCUCGCAAAGAGACCACUGCCAUCUCCUGCUGAACGGAAGAAGUUUGAUCGUGAGUUUGCCAUCUCCACUUCCUUUCAUGGUAUUUAUAACAUUGCCCAGAACCAGAGCAGGGUUCGAAAGGUGCUCUGGCUGUCUGUGGUACUGGGCUCUGUCUCCCUCUUGGUGUGGCAAGUCUACAGCCGCUUGGUCAAUUACUUCACGUGGCCGACCACCACAUCUAUAGAGGUUCAGUAUGUGGAGAAGAUCGAGUUCCCAGCUGUGACGUUCUGUAACUUGAAUAGAUUCCAAACAGAGGCUGUAUCAAAAUUUGGCAUCAUUGUCUUCUUGUGGGAUGUAGUUUCCAAAGUCCUCCGCCUUCAGGAAAUUAGUGGCAACCACACGGAAUCUUCAGAGACCUUAGAUUUUGUUACAAGUCACCAAAACUUCAGCAUUACAGAAUUUGUCAAGAAUAAUGGCUUUUUUCUCAAUCAGGACACUUUGUUGCACUGUGACUUUUUUGGAAAACCAUGUGGUCCAAAGGAUUUCAAACACGUUUUUACUGAAUAUGGAAAUUGCUUUACUUUUAACCAUGGUGAGAAUAUCCAAAGCAAGAAUAAAGUGAGUUUGUCUGGAAGAGGCUUAAAGCUGCUCUUCAAUGUCCACCAGGAAGAAUUUACUGAUAAUCCCAUGCCUGGUUUUGCUGAUGCUGGGAUCAUCUUUGUUAUUCACUCACCCAAGAAGGAACCACAGUUUGAUGGCUUGGGUUUGUCUUCUCCUGUGGGGAUGCACGCCCGGGUGACCAUGCGCCAGCUGAAGACAGUCCACCAGGAAUACCCGUGGGGAGAGUGCAAUCCUGACAUCAAGUUGAGGGACUUUACCACCUACAGCACUUACAGUUGUUUGAAGGAGUGCAAAGCCCAGCACAUCCAGCAGCAGUGUGGAUGUUUGCCCUUUCUGCUUCCAGGAAACGGUGUCGAAUGUGAUCUACUAAAACACUACAACUGUGUAUCUCCCAUCCUUGAUCACAUUGAGCUUAAGGGACUGUGCACGAUGGGAACACACAACUCCAGCUGCCCUGUGUCAUGUGAAGAAACAGAAUACCCAGCUACUGUUUCUUAUUCUACUUUUCCAAGUCAAAGAGCAUUAAAAUUUCUUGCCAAGAAAUUGAAUCAAAGCCAAGAAUAUCUCAGAGAGAAUCUUGUGAACAUUGAAAUAAACUACAGUGACUUAAACUAUAAGAUAACGCAGCAGCAAAAGGCAGUGAGUGUACCUGAGUUACUUGCCGAUGUUGGCGGUCAGCUGGGCCUAUUUUGUGGAGCUAGUCUGAUUACAAUUAUAGAAAUUAUUGAAUAUGUAUUGACCAAUUUCUACUGGAUAGUCAUUUUCUUUUUGCUGAAAAUACUUGAAAUGAUCCAGAGGACUCCUCAACUUCAGUCAGUAUAGAAGAAUGUUAAUAUUCUGUUACAAUAAAAAAUAUUGUUUUUUUUUUCUUUUCAUAAUACA
This is a messenger RNA of Peromyscus maniculatus bairdii (prairie deer mouse), 1548 nucleotides long. It is a transcript of the gene Asic5, whose product is annotated as acid sensing ion channel subunit family member 5. Gene Ontology annotation, molecular function: ligand-gated sodium channel activity. The record is from RefSeq and is a predicted model, not a curated record. Gene Ontology annotation, cellular component: plasma membrane. Gene Ontology annotation, biological process: sodium ion transmembrane transport. Lineage: Eukaryota; Metazoa; Chordata; Mammalia; Rodentia; Cricetidae.